CUAGACUGCAGCUAGAGCAGAUUCUCCACUUUUCAUCUCAACCACUCCCUGGUUAAAGAUGCAGAACGGCACUGAAGGAAACAACUUCUACAUCCCCAUGUCCAACAGGACUGGACUUGUAAGGAGUCCCUUUGAAUACCCUCAGUACUACUUGGCGGAUCCAUGGCAAUUCUAUCUGCUUGCUGUCUACAUGUUUUUCCUGAUCUGUUUUGGAUUCCCCAUCAACGGUCUGACCUUGUACGUCACAGCGACAAACAAGAAGCUCCAGCAACCCCUCAACUUCAUUCUGGUCAACUUGGCUGCAGCUGGAAUGAUCAUGGUAGUCUUUGGAUUCACCAUUACCUUCUUUACCGCCAUCAAUGGCUACUUCGUCUUUGGACCUAUGGGCUGUGCCAUCGAGGGUUUCAUGGCUACAAUUGGAGGUCAGGUUUCUCUGUGGUCUCUGGUGGUGCUGGCCAUUGAGAGAUACAUUGUCGUCUGCAAGCCCAUGGGCAGCUUCACAUUCACUACCACCCACGCUGGUGCCGGAUGUGCAUUCACCUGGGUCAUGGCAAUGACCUGUGCUGCCCCCCCAUUGGUUGGCUGGUCUAGAUAUAUCCCAGAGGGCAUGCAGUGCUCAUGUGGACCUGAUUACUACACCUUGGCCGAAGGCUUCAACAAUGAAUCAUAUGUGAUCUACAUGUUCUCCUGCCACUUCUGUGUUCCUGUCGUCACCAUCUUCUUCACGUACGGAAGCCUUGUCCUCACAGUCAAGGCGGCUGCAGCUUCCCAGCAGGACUCAGCAUCUACCCAGAAAGCUGAGAAGGAAGUGACACGUAUGUGCUUCCUGAUGGUUUGUGGUUUCCUGAUUGCCUGGACCCCCUAUGCAAGCUUUGCUGCCUGGAUCUUCUUCAACAAAGGAGCUGCCUUUACAGCCACAGCCAUGGCUAUUCCAGCCUUCUUCUCAAAGAGCUCAGCCAUCUUCAACCCAGUCAUCUAUGUGUUGAUGAACAAACAGUUCCGUAGCUGCAUGUUGGCUGCUGUAGGAAUUAGUUCAGGAGCUGAUGAUGAGACCUCUGUGUCAGCAAGCAAGACAGAAGUGUCCUCUGUGGGCCCUGCAUAACAACUUCAAAGGAUUACAUUUUUUACAUGGACUGGCAUAUUUUCAAUUAGGUAGAUUUAUUUUCUAAUCAGAAGAUGCCCUCUUACAGUACAGUCCUCAAAACAUUGCAUAAUCAAACAUAGCCAAUUUUUACUCUGCAUUUUAUGUUGCAGUUUCUUAGACCACCGAAGCACAGGAGAACUUUCACAUUGUGAUUUUUCAUUUUUUCCCAGCAAGGUGAAUCCUCAAGAGUUUUCAUGAUUAAAACCACUUGAAGGUUUGGUUUUUGCUCCAUAGCUUUUGGGCACCCGUCACAGUGAGACACAAUUCCCCUCUGAGCAUCACCUGCUGUAAAGGACAGCAAUACCACUAAAAGGCAAGUCAUGCUACUGUGACAGAAAGUGGAUUCUUGCCAAUUACAGGGGAGGGGGCAGCAGGUAGCGUAGCGGUUAAGAGCGUCCGGCCAUUAACCAAAAGGUUGCUGGCUUGAAUCCCAGAGCCGACUAGGUGAAAAAACUGUUGAUUGAGCAAGACACUUAACCAUAAUUUCUACUAUAUGUCACUCUGGAUAAGAGUGUCUGGUAAAUGACUAGAAUGUAAAUGUUAUUACGCUUCAAGGCUUCUCCACCCUUUCACAAAUCUGCACUUGGUAUACUGACUGUCAUUCUUUUUCAAAAAAGUGACAUGCAAACCAAAUUAGGACUCUUUUCCAUUGCUUCACACAAUAACUUCUCUACAUAAUUGCUUGAGCUUGAGAUGGCAUAGUGAACUACUCUCAUGCUUUUGUCUUGAAGGAUUGAGAUUGAAUUGGUACGAAAUGAGGCUACAUAUACUGAGUGUACAAAGCAUUACAAAUAUCUUCCUAAUAUUGAGUUGCUGAUUGUGCCCCUACUGUCCCUUCACCUGCGGGGAAUCCAGGAAGAGAGAAGUCUCUAAUAACAAAUAUGUGGAUUGUUGGGAGGUUAAAUUGCUUAGGAGCCGACAAUCAUAAUUGUUCUAUUUAUUACACACUUAAGCCCUCAGAACAUCCUCAAUUUGUCAGGGCAUGGACUCUACAAGGUGUUGAAAGCAUUCCACAGGGAGGCUGGCCCAUGUUGACUCCAAUGCUUUCCACAGUUGUUUUAAGUUGGCUGGAUGUCCUUUGAGUGGUGUACCAUUCUUGAUACACAUGGGUAACUGCUGAGUGUGAAAACCCCAGUAGCGUUGCAGUUCUUGACACAACCUGGUGUGCCUGGCACCUUGUACCAUACCCUGUUCAAAGGGACUUAUGUUGUCUUGCCCAUUCACCCGCUGACUGACACACAUACACAAUCCAUGUCUCAAUUGACUCAAGGCUUAAAAAUCCUUAAUUAAUAUGUCUCCUCCCCUUCAUCUACACUGAUUAAGUGACAUCAAUAAGGGAUCAUAGCUUUCACCUGGAUUCACCUUUUUCAUGGAAAGAGCAGGUGUUCCUAAUGUGGCUUUUGUUGGCCACCUUUAUGCUAUAAUUUGCUGAAAACAUUUUAUAAAUACUUAUUAAUGUUAUUUUAGAUUAAUAAAUGCAUGCAUCAAAAGGUUUUUGUGUCGUUUAAUGUUUUUGACUGGAUAUGUGCAAAAAUAUAAUUAUAUGA
Molecule: messenger RNA, 2691 nt
Organism: Oncorhynchus mykiss (rainbow trout)
Lineage: Eukaryota; Metazoa; Chordata; Actinopteri; Salmoniformes; Salmonidae
Product: green-sensitive opsin-like
Biological process (GO): G protein-coupled receptor signaling pathway; visual perception; phototransduction
Cellular component (GO): membrane
Molecular function (GO): G protein-coupled receptor activity
Source: RefSeq, a predicted model, not a curated record